This is a messenger RNA of Chiloscyllium plagiosum (whitespotted bambooshark), 2215 nucleotides long. NCBI's taxonomy places the organism in Eukaryota, Metazoa, Chordata, Chondrichthyes, Orectolobiformes, Hemiscylliidae. The record is from RefSeq and is a predicted model, not a curated record.
GCCGAGCCACCUGACAGUGGUUUUUGCAGAUAUUUGCUAAAUGGAGCACAAAUCUGAUCCCGGACCACGGCAACACACAUUAGGAAGAUGCAACAAAAUGUUUGAGCAUCCUAAAGGGGUUUGGAUGUCACCAGCAAUGGCCCGUGGCAGCUGGGAGAGCUGGGGAAGUUGGCUGAAGAUUGCAGCGGUGAUGGUAUUGCUGUCUCCACCGGCCUGCUGCUCCAACAUCCUGGUGGUGCCAGUGGACGGCAGCCACUGGCUCAACAUGCGAGUGCUGCUGGAGGAGUUGCAUGCCCGGGGACACAACAUCAGUGUGCUGCGCUCGUCCUCCAGCCUGUACAUCGCCGAGGAGCCCUCACUCUACCACUGCUUCACCAUGUCCCUGAAUGGCAAGAUGGGCAUCAUAGAGGACCAAGAGAUGUUGUCGCAGUUCCUGAUGGACUCACUGGAGAUCCUGCGUGGGGGACUGAGCCUGACUGCCUUUGUGCGCAACACCCAGAUCACCCGCAAGAUGCUGUGGGAGACUCACCACAAGCAGCAGGAGUUCAUCCAGCUCCUGUUUGAGGACGGCGCGCUGAUGGAGAAGCUGCAAGGAGCUGGGUUUGCCCUGGUGCUGACCGAUCCCUUCUUCCCGGCCGGCGUGAUGCUGGCCCACCACUUGCAGCUGCCUCUGGUCUGCCACACCCGCUGGCUGUCCUUUGGUGAUAGCCACUAUUUGAUCGCGCCAUCGCCCACCUCCUACGUGCCUGUGGUGGGCUCGCGCUACACCGCCAACAUGUCCUUCCUGCAGCGGCUGGCCAACGCCUUGCACUACAUCAUCACUUUCAAGCUGGGCAGCGCCAUGAUACACCCCAGUUACGAUGAGCUGUGCCACCGGUUCCUGGGGCCGGGCACCGACAUCGAGACCCUGACGCAGCGCGCCGACCUGUGGCUGAUGAAGGUGGACUUUGUCUUUGAGUUCCCGCGGCCCACCGUGCCCAACAUAGUCUACAUCGGGGGACUCCAGUGCCGACCAGCCCGGCCGCUGCCGCCAGACCUGGAGGAGUUCGCUCGGGGCUCUGGUGAGCACGGCGUGGUCUUCAUGUCCCUGGGCAGCCUCGUGACACAGAUCCCCGCUGAGCUGGCAGAAACCAUCGCUGAGGCUUUCGCCCAGCUGCCCCAGAGGGUGAUCUGGAAGUACCAGGGUGACAGGCCGGCAAACCUGGGCAACAACACCCUCCUGGUGCGCUGGGCGCCGCAGAACGACAUCCUCGGGGACCCCCGGACCCGGGCCUUCAUCUCCCACGGCGGCACCAACGGUAUCUACGAGGCUAUCUACCACGGGGUGCCGGUGCUGGGCCUGCCCCUGAUGUUCGACCAGUACGACAACCUGGUGCGGCUGGACAGCCGGGGUGCCGCCCUGACCCUGGACGUGAGUCGCCUGGACUCCCAGCAGCUGCUGGAAGGCCUGAGGAAGGUCCUGAGUCAGCCCUCUUACCGGGAGGCCAUGGCCCGGCUCUCGGCUAUGCACCGCGACCAGCCGCAGACCCCGUUGCAACGUGCUGCCUUCUGGGUGGAGUUUGUCUUGAGGCACGGCGGAGCUGCCCACCUGCGGCCCGCCUCCUUCAGCCUGUCCUGGUACGCCUACUACAGCCUGGACGUGGCACUGUGCUUGGGCAUGGUUGUGGCGUUCCUCACCGGGCUCGCCCUCCUGGCCAUCAGGAGGCUUUACCAAGCCCUGAGGAGGGUGAAGGAGAAACAAUCCUAACACAGGGCUUCGCUCGGUCAGUAGGCAGGGUGUCGGGGAGUGGGGUGGGUGGUGGGUGUUAGAUUCUGGUCUAACUGCUACCUUUCUCUUCACCUGCAAGCAUUCCUUUCUCCUGCAGGGUGGGUCAGCUAUUUGACUGCGGUCGGCAUCGCCAUCAACCUCCAAUUCCAUUUCCCUGGGGCUUUGAGAAGUUGACAUCCGGUGGGUUUGGGACAGGAGGGGAGCAACUCUCAGAUGCUAAUGCACCCACCAUCAUGAGAGUCCAGAAUGAUUCCCAGUGUAGGUACUGGGGCGGAAGGGUGGGGGGGGGGUGGGCAGCUAUGUGCUUCAUUAACUAUUCCUGGGACAUGGGCAUCACCUAUCGGCCUUGCUGUUAUACUAUUAAUCCAGGGACACAGGGAAUGUUCUGGGCACCCUCCAUGCCUGAUGGUGGAACAAGAGUUCAAUAAAAAAAACAAUCUCGAACUA